This is a messenger RNA of Saccoglossus kowalevskii, 7539 nucleotides long. RefSeq lists its product as uncharacterized. Lineage: Eukaryota; Metazoa; Hemichordata; Enteropneusta; Harrimaniidae. Gene Ontology annotation, cellular component: cytoplasm; actin cytoskeleton. Gene Ontology annotation, biological process: actin polymerization or depolymerization; cytoskeleton organization; actin filament severing. The record is from RefSeq and is a predicted model, not a curated record. Gene Ontology annotation, molecular function: actin filament binding; phosphatidylinositol-4,5-bisphosphate binding.
AUGGAAAAGAAACAGAAAUGUGAAAAGAAGAAAGUCAAAGAGGAAGAAGAACCAGUCUAUGCAAAUGUUCCAAUUAAAGGAGAUCGGCGCAGACAUCAUAGUGGACCUUCUAGCUAUCCUAAACGAAUAAAUGCCAAUUCACCAGAGAGAGUGAAUUACUUGAGUCCACCUUUAAGAUAUGAUAGAGUAGCUAUCAGUCCUAUACACUGGAGUGAUCGAAAGGAGCAAAUGUCCCCUGUUGACGUGGAGGUGGAUUUAGUUAGAGGAAGACCACCUGCUAGUCCAAAGAAACCACCAGAUAAUCUAACAAUUAGACAACCUCUUGAGAACCCAAUACUAGAUGUAAAACCUGAAUCUGAUAGCCCUGUAUUGAAAAGGACUCCUGAAGCCAUGGCAAAAAAAACAUUCAACAGUCCAUUCUCUUCUUUAACAAGACGUUCAAAUGGUCACAGUACUAUGCAGUCCAGUACUCAUUUGCAACAACCUUCGGAAAAGAUACAGAAAAAACAAGAUAGCCCUAAGCCGAAGAAGCAAACAGAAAAACUUGUAGUAGGAAAACCCCAAGAAAAUUCAGUACCAAAGUAUGACAGUAUGCCCACAGUGCCGCUAAGUAUAAAAGAACAAACAUCAAGUCUUCAGAAAAAGAGACCUGACAGUCCCAGCCCUAAAAUGAAGAGAAGAAUGAUAAAACAGAGUCCUUCUCCUGUACGUAGACCAAGACCUAAGAGUUUUGAGAGUGAAGACAGUCUGCCAAGGAAAGAAAAAUUAGAAGACAGACCUGUUAGUGUUCAUGGAGAGGUUUUAAUGCCAGGUGUAGUGCCACCUGCAAUUGAAUAUCUAAGAACUAAGCGUGGAAGAGGCAAAGUACGUAGUGUUAAAGAACGGCAUCAAAGAAGUCAUAGUGUUGGACCUGUCCAGGGGUCACAUACAGAUUUGUGUUACUCUGCAAGUAAUCUUGAACAUUAUGCCCGAGAUAGGUCAGAUAUUAAGGAUACAUUAUCACGUUCUUGGGGCAUGGAAAUGUUUGCAAAAAGAACAAUAUUUCCACAGCUUCUGGAAGGUAUGGAUUUGAAACAAAAUGAAGGAAUAUCAAACCAAGCAUAUGAACCAGAUACGCUUACUCGUGAUGCCAUCUGGGAAAAAUGUGUUGAGACAGCUGACAGAAUGGCUUUAAAUCGAAGUGGAUCUUAUGAGAAUGCUUUAGAAAAGGGUUUUAUUUCAAGCUCAUGCUCAAGCCCUGAAUGCCGUCCAAAAAAAGAGCAUUCAAAAAAUGGUAAACUAUAUUAUGUUCAGUCCUCUGAGCAGGAUGACGUUCCAUUAGCUCUUAAGAAAUAUUUAGGUAAAAAACCUGCUAGACAUCGUCGUAGCCAAGACUUUGAAAAAGCACUGAGAGAACUUGACGAAAUGUAUGCUAAGUUAGAUUUGGAAACUGAUCAUUUGUACCGACCAAGACCAAGAGGAAAUCGUAAAAGUAGGUCAACUGAGAUAACUCUUCCUCUGCCAACAAAAACAUCCUCUCUGAAAAUGAACAAAAAUGAAUCUCCAUCACAGAAAGCAAAACGACGAGCUCGUCGUGAGCGUCCACAUAGUUACACUGGAGGUUUAACAACCAGUGAUGACUCGGAUGAUCGUCAUCAAAUCUAUAAUAGAUUCCGACAUGUAAAAGCAAAAUCUAGUGGAAAACCAAUCCCUGGAUUUCCACUGACAAAACUGUCACACAAAUAUGAACGAUUUUCACCCAAAAUUAUGGCUAAAAAUAGCUCAAGUAGUGAUGAUGAAUACCAACCUCUACAUAAGUCCCUAUCACAAGGAGCACUUAAUAAACACCCUGACAGAUCAAGUAGCCCAAGUCCUGAAAAAAGAUUUCAAAGGACAAGAAGAAGUAAGAGUGCUGAUAAUUUUGAAAAGAGUAUCAAAGCUGUUACAUUUGCUGAACCUCCUAAACGACCCAUUGGGGAUCUUGCUAUUCCAAGUGAUAUAAGCAUCUCCCAAGAAGACUCACCUCCAGUUUAUCUCAAAAUGCAUCAGAGACAAGAAUCUUCUGAAGUAAUCAGUGGAGGAGAUGAUUCCGACUCUAUGUGUGCCCAGAGAGGAUCCACCGAACAUCACAUCUCCUCAUCUGAACUUGAUGAUGCUGAUGAUGAGGGUGAUAAAGAAUUACUUAGCAAUAAAGAGUUACCUAGCAACCCAGUAAAUUCUUCAACAUUAAGUACAAUAAAUGAUGAAGUUUUGUCUAAAUCAUUUGAUGCGCUGCAGACAGAGUACAAUGUACAAAGUGAUAUUACUGAAAGAUUUGUGCAAACUCAGCAACAAUUGACAUUGAAUGAAAGGAAGGUUUCUCUUUUAGAUGAAGCAUCCAUCCCAAUGGAAGAUGAUUCCGAAGAUUCAGAAGUGAAAGCUUUGAUGGAACCUUCUGUGAAAUCUGACAAGUCUAAAUAUAAACCUGUUCAGGUCAAGCCGUUCUUCAAAUCUGAUAGGAAAAAGGGGAAAUCGACUCCAAGCCGAAAAAGGAUGAAGAAAGCAAAGAAAGAACCUGGCAGCCCAAGCUCUGCUAGGAGGAGGGAGGUGCUAGAAAGGGAAGGUAAAACAACAAGAAGAAAAUACCAACAGUCAGAGGAAAGGAAACAACGUAUAAAGAACAUUUCGUCAUCAUCUUCUGAUACAGACACCGACAGUGAAUACAGCGUUGAUGAAGAAAUGUCACGUACGGUUUCUAAGCUAAAAGCCAAGAUUACAAGUGAAAAACAUGUGGAAACCUCAGCCGAGAAAAGAAGAGCAUUAUUUGGAGAUGUGGGUCGUAGUUCCAGCAACCCAUCAAGCCCUUUGAGAAAAACAGAAGGAAAGUCCUGGCGGGAACCAUUUCGUAAUGCAGACACUGAACCGGAUCGAUACCAUCGUAACCGCAAUAGAGAUGAGUCACAUAAGCGGUAUUCGCGUUUAACAUCUGAAAGGGAUUAUGACCUUCCGUCUAGUCCAAGGAGACGAAUGGGAAGCGAUUCUUCGGAGUCGUCUGUGUCGCGUAGUGAGAAGGACGUGAAAAUUGAUAACACAUUGAAAGAUAGAACCUCCAGCACAGAUAGCUACCCAAGGUUAAGUCCCAGUUAUGGAAUCAUGGACACGCAACGUUCAAAAAGCUUUGAUUAUGAUCAUCGGCAUUCUCAUCUUGAUAACAAUCAUAGGACUAGUGAUGAAAUAUUAUCAAAAUAUACGGAUGAUAGCUUGAAAGAUCGGACAAAUGAUGCUAAAUAUAACAAAGACCAUGUUGAUUCUCGUGCGGCACGGAAAGCACUCCUUGAUAACGCCACGAAGGUAAAGGACGACAGGCAUCAUAGUAAUGAUGUGGUUUUAAAAUCAACAAGACAGGAUCUUAUUGACGCUGAUUCCAAAACAUCAAGGACUAAAGAUAUUGAUUAUACAACAAGGAGAAACUUAAGUCGAGAUGAGGAUUUAUUGUCACGACGAUCAUCGAGAGAUAUUGUGGAUCGCUCAGGAAAUGAUACAUACUCAUCGCGAUAUGCACGGACUAGAGAUAGGACAGAUGAGAUUCUUAUGGCUCGUCUUUCAGAUCGUCAAAAAUACCGCUCUCAGAAAAAGGAGGAUGAGAAAGAGGAUAAAACUCAUAUUACCACCAAUGGAGUCACACCUCCAACUGCUACUGAUUUACUUCUUGCAAAACAAGCAGUAGCACCGAAAGAGACGGAGCGGGUCAUCGCCAUGGAUACUAAACUUUCUGCGGACUCGUCUGAGGAUAGCGAUGCUCGAGCACAACGAAUUGCAAAAUAUAAAGAACAACGACGGAAACAGUUAUCUGAAAAAUAUGGAAUUGUGGGUAGUUUAGAUUCUACAGCUGAUGAUCUUCCAAGUCGAAGACUUCGCUAUUCAAAACGAAGCAAUACAGAUUUAGGUCUUACUACUGACACGUUGAGAAGAGCGGAGGCUUUGAUUGGAAAAGAUAAAGAGGAUGCACCUUGUGAGACAAGACCACGGAGAAUGGCAUCUGAUGUAUCAAUUCAAAAGUUGGACAAAGAUGACUAUUCAUACUUGAGAAAAAAGUAUGGUCUUGAGCGAACUCCGAGUACUGAUACUGAUACAACAUCGUCCAAAACAUCAAGGAAUAUUGAUGAGGAUAUUGCAUCAUCACGACGUUCCCGACUAGCCAAGAGUACAAGUUUGCAUGAUGAAUCUCCAGAUGUGUUGCCAAGGAGACGAAGAACAAUAGAUGUUAGUCCUAUUGUCAUGGAGACACAAGAGACAGAGAAUAAGAUAAAAACUGUGGAUGAUAAAAGCAAAGUUUCAGCAACCUCAGCAGUAAUUGCAGAGGAAAGCCCAAGGACUGACAGCAAACCUGAAAUUUCUCUGGAAACCAAAGAAUUAGUUGAGGCACUCGAAACUCAGCGAGCUGCUCGCCGAGAAAGGUUACGACAAACUGAGAUUCUAACCACAGACAAAGUGUCCGAGAGUAUACUCUCAAAGCGAAGGUUAAGCAGAGAUAGAAGUGACCUGCCCCAACUGGCUCAAACAGAGGAUAAGGAGCACGAUCUUAAAAAACGAGGUGAAGGGACAAGUAUUGAAUCUCCAUCCAUCCAUGAGCGUUCAAAGAAAGUGCCUGAACCAGAACCAGUUGUGCCUUCUGGAAUCAAUGUGGAAACUCAAAAAGUGCCAUCGUCAAUUGAACAGAAAAAUGAAACCAGUCGUCACCGUCCUCCAACUUCUGGGGAUAUAAAAACAGUUGAUCAUUCAUUACAGCAGUCAGCAUUAGUAAAAGACACUAUGCAAGGUCAGAGACUGAGGCAACCAAUAGGAAAAGAAAGUGAACUAUUAGGUAAAGAUUCUGAGAGGAAACCUAGAUUCUACAGUCUUGAUUCUGAAGCGUCUAUCGAAUCUUCCUCCGCAGCUUUUGAAUCUCCGAGUGAUUCCGAUUCUCUUUCUCUUGCAUCUGAUAUUGUGAGGACUAUGUCGCCGAGAAGUUUGGAAAUUUUAGAAAGAAAGAGGAGGCGAAAAGAAGAGAAGAAAGCACUAAGGAGACGAUCAGCGUUAAACACUCCAAGCAAAGAAGAUGGACGCAUUUCUCCACGAAGUGGAUCAGGUGAUGAUUCUGAUGGACGUCAGAGAUUCAAACAGCGUCAAAUAUCACCAAGUAGCAGCCAAGAUGAUACUGGUAAAAGUGACUCAGAUCAGAGAGUUAUCCAACCAUCGGGUGGAUUGAAAGUCACGACACCGAGUGAUAUAAUGCCAGAAUCAGUGCCAAUGAGGAAGAGUGAUAUUGUGCCAAAGAAGCUUGAGGAGUUGAAAGUUGAAGAAAAACCUGAAAAAGGUGAGCGUGAAAGAAAUGAGAUCAAGAAAGUAGAACAAGUUGAUGUCCACUCGGUGAAGGUUUCAGAGAAAGGUGAACAUGAAAGAAAUGAGAUCAAGAAAGUAGAACAAGUUGAUGUCCACUCGGUGAAGGUUUCAGAGAAAGGUGAACAUGAAAGAAAUGAGAUCAAGAAAGUAGAACAAGUUGAUGUCCACUCGGCUAAGGUUCCAGAGGAAGGUAAACACGAGAUAAAGGACAUCCUGAAAGAAGAACAAGUUGAUGUCAGUUCAGUGAAGGCUUCUGAACCAGAUGUGUCUGAGAGGAAAGAACUGGCAAAGGAAAUAAAGAAAGAAGUAGCAGUUGUACAAAAACCUGUGACAGAAACGGAUGGUUUAGAGAAAAGGAAUGAUAAGGAGGCCGGGGAAAAAGAACUAGAAAGGGUGAUAAAAGCUGAUAAAGCAAGGUCUCCAGAGAUGCAGCCUGAGCAGAAGAAAGGAGCUAUUGCAGAGGGAAAACAAACUAAAAAGUUAAUAGAAAAACUUCAGGGAAAGAAAGCAUCUACUGAGAAGAGGAAGGUCUUGGCUGAAAAGGUUGAAGAAAGUCAAAGAGUUUUGAAAGAAGUUCGUCAGAAGAUGGGGAAACAUUCUGGUACACAAGAUGAGAAAAGUGUUCCAGUUGCACCAGCUAAGGUUGUGGCAGACGAUGUUCCAAAGACAAUUGAGGAAAGACCUAAGGAGUUUUCAAAAGUUAGAGAGCAUCCUAAAUCUGCAGAAACUGUGAAAAUUGCAAAACAGGCUGAAAAUGAAAGUAAAAGGGAUGUGCCUUCACAUGGAGUACCUGAUAAACGAGCAGGCCUGAUUAAAUCUCCAAGAAGUACAGAGACAGAUGUACCUAAAAUUGCUAAACAGAGAGUUAGCAGAACAGAGAAAGAAGAGCAAAGAGUUACACCUGUUGCCAAAGAGGAACAUCUAGACUCUAGUAAAGUAGACAUCAAGAAAGAUGAGAAAAUUAAAGUCAGAGCUCAGCCAAAGAAAUUAUUAUCUCCUGAAGCUAGAAAGAAGCCAAUGGUUGGACGGGUUGAUACUUCAAAGACAGCACAAAAACGAGAAUUGACAACAAAGAGACCAGAAUCAUUGCCAGUUCGUGGAAUGACCGAUAAGAGAAUUGUUGAUCGUGGAACUUCCGAUUCUGAUAAGAGUGAUAAGUCAGAUCCAAAAUCUCCUCGGAAGAGUGCUUCAUCAAGUUCUCAACCUCUUAGACGACCUGUGUCUCCUGAGAAGAAAUUGCGCCCCAAACCAGAACCCUCAACCAAAUCACCUUCACCAACAUCUAAAGCUGAUAGAACACCUUCCUCAAGAUUAGGAUUACGAAGAACUGACUCGCCUCUUAGUAGUACAGAUGAUGAAACUUCAUCACCAAGAAGAAAACCACGAAAACGACCAGAGAUUCCCUCCGUCUUGAAAGAAGCAGAAACUCGACGAACAUCGCCAGAGCCAUGGCGACGAAGAACAACAGGAUCUGAUUCUUCAGACAGUGACAGCAGAAAAGUACGUUUGAGAGGUUCUGGAUCAGACCGAGAAGAACGUAUUAAAAGAUUUGGUAAGCAAACUCCCAAAAUAAAAGAAGAAUCUGCUGCUGCCAAAGCACCUUUAAGAACAAGAUCCUCAGAACAGAAAAAAGGUACACCAAAAAGUGUUGAGGAAUCGUCGAAACGGUCAGAAAAAAGAGAAACCACUGCAAGCCCUCUGAGAAUAACUGAACCUAAUGUUGAACCACCUAAAACCAGAGAUAUAUCAGUCAGAAAGUUGGUUCAACCUAGAAAAGGUGAUCCAUCAACUGUGAAGGAGAUUCCAUGCAGUGAAACAGUAAAACAUUAUACUAAGGAGGAAAAGACUGAGCUACCCAAGAAAAUCUUAGAUAAGGUGGAAGCCACAAAGGUUCAUGCUGCAGGUCAAGUUAAGAACACAGCAAAAGCAGAAGAACUAAAAAUUACUGAUUCAAUCUCAAAGGCGGUUCCACGAAUAGAAAAAACUGGAAAAUCACCUGUGGAAAAAGUUGAAAUGGCUGAGAGGUUUCAGAGACUUUCAAAAUCACCAAGUCUUGAAAGUGCACCCGACUCUGCCUUUCUGUCUGUUGAGAAUAAGGUUACAGGAUCUUCUUUGCGUAGGACUGCUUCAUUCAAAACUAAAAAAGAGCUAGAGAAAGAGAGGGAAGCAGAUGCUCGUAAAGAAACACACAGCUCAUAG